AUGAUUGCUGUACUUUGGCAAAGUCUAUACGAAUACACUAUAAUGCGUGAUGCUGUGCCUAUGGGUGGUUUAGUGCGAUAUGAGAAUAGCAUGGAUUCAACGCAAGUGAUGGACUCACAACUUGCACAGUUCGAGAAGCAGCAGGCGAUGUGGCAGGUUCGUUUCAAUUUGUAUGUUCUAGCUAACGGAGGUUGCUCUCCUUGCCAUGCGGAGAAGAAAUGGGCUGACAGUGCUGCAGCAAAAGGAGACGAGGAGAAAAAGGAAGUGAAUUUCGUUCUCGAUGCUGUUGGCCUCUACGCGGAAGAACUUCAACUGAGUGCUACUGAAUGCGCGCGGAAAAGAAAUAUAUUUUGGCUGGGCCUAGGGAACGACGACGAGACUAGGACGAAGGUGUUUGACAAGUUGUCCGAGGCGAGGAUGAAAGGAGAUGUACGAGCAUACCAAUUUGAUGCUGAUAAGGAGAUGCUGUCGCCACCCUCGGAAAAACGUUUUUGCCCCACUACAACGCAAGAUUCUUUGGCGCACGAGCACGCGAAUGAGCCGGAGCAUGAGCAAGACGAAGACAUCGAAAGUGUGAAGUCGAUUUGA
Molecule: messenger RNA, 588 nt
Organism: Cylicocyclus nassatus
Lineage: Eukaryota; Metazoa; Nematoda; Chromadorea; Rhabditida; Strongylidae
Source: the annotation of a GenBank genome assembly